UUUUCAGAAGUCUCAUCAGCACUGAAGUCAAUUAACUGGCUGCAAGCUGGCCAGGCGCAUGAGAUGCUUCUAGAAGAAACUGAUUCUGCUCCGCAUGAGCACCGCAUACCCAGCUUCCCAAGCUCUUUCCAAGGAUGUGGGUUCACUCUAGCAUUACGGUGUAAGCUGUCUUCACUAAACUGUGCUUUUUUCCGUGAGGGAGGGAACAUCCCCAGGGAGUUCUGCCCCCUAAUCCUGGGAACCGCUGGCUGAAUCCCCCCUUUUCAGCCCAGAGGCUUCCUUCUCCACUCCCUCCAGGAGCCUAGUAGGCUCUGCACCAAUUCUACACUGCCUCUUCCUUUUUUAAGGGGCGAAAGGCUGAGCACUCCCUUGCAUGGUAAGUGGUCUGUCACUCUGUCCCGCUGUGCAGCUGUGAUUGGCGGGAAGGACAAGUCCUCUGGCCCCGCCCCCGCCUGUGUUUGCCGCGCUUGGUGGUUUUUUUUUUUUUUUUUUUUUUUUGAAAAGGUGGAGAGCGAGAUUCUGGCGCUUGGACCUGAUGGAGCAGCAUUCCCAAUUUUGACUGCUGUUAUUCGUCCUCCACCAGUGAGUCAGAGCCAAAAGAAGGCUAGUCCUUUCCUGCUGAAAGAGCUUUGGGGAACUGUUGCUCAGGACCUAGGCACUCCUGACGCAUCUUCUCAGUCUCACUCCUUUCUAUGGCUUCGCUGUGAAAUCCCAGGCACGUUUGUAGCCCUGUGAAUUCCUCUGCUCUGUGCUCAGAGGAGGGGUCCAGGAAAACAUCAAGUGUUGGAAAGAGAGGGCUUCAGAGUACUGCGGGAGCUGUCUGAGGUGCUGAAACCUUCCAAGCGUUUGACUCCACCAGCCCCAGAAGGGGUUAGAUGGCACGUUUUCAUUUCUGCCUUUCUGGUCCCUCAUGCCUUGGAUAAGACUCUUUCCAGGAUCGUGAAUAUCGCUCCGUAUCAUGGCCCACGUGAGACACUUUCGGACACUAGUUUCUGGAUUUUACUUCUGGGAAGCCGCACUGCUACUGAGUUUGGUUGCCACGAAGGAAACAAACAGUGCGAGAUCACGAAGUGCUCCAAUGUCACCUUCCGAUUUUCUGGACAAGCUGAUGGGGAGGACAUCGGGGUAUGAUGCGAGGAUCCGGCCUAACUUCAAAGGUCCUCCAGUGAAUGUCACAUGCAACAUAUUCAUAAACAGCUUUGGCUCCAUUGCAGAAACGACUAUGGAUUACAGAGUGAAUAUUUUUCUUCGUCAGAAAUGGAAUGAUCCUCGUCUUGCAUACAGUGAAUAUCCUGAUGAUUCACUGGACCUGGACCCGUCCAUGUUGGAUUCCAUUUGGAAACCGGACUUGUUCUUUGCUAAUGAGAAGGGGGCUAACUUCCACGAAGUCACCACAGAUAACAAACUGCUAAGAAUUUUCAAAAAUGGAAAUGUCCUUUACUCAAUAAGGUUAACAUUAACACUGUCCUGUCCAAUGGAUCUCAAGAAUUUCCCAAUGGACGUACAAACAUGCAUAAUGCAACUAGAAAGCUUUGGGUACACAAUGAAUGAUCUCAUUUUUGAAUGGCAAGAUGAGGCACCAGUACAAGUGGCCGAAGGACUCACUUUGCCUCAAUUUCUGUUGAAAGAAGAAAAAGAUUUGCGAUACUGCACUAAACACUACAAUACAGGGAAGUUUACAUGCAUAGAAGUGCGGUUCCAUCUUGAGCGGCAAAUGGGCUACUACUUGAUCCAGAUGUACAUUCCCAGCCUUCUGAUUGUUAUUCUAUCUUGGGUCUCAUUCUGGAUUAACAUGGAUGCAGCCCCAGCUAGGGUAGCUUUGGGCAUCACCACUGUGCUUACUAUGACCACACAGAGUUCUGGAUCCCGGGCUUCCUUACCAAAGGUUUCCUAUGUCAAAGCUAUUGAUAUUUGGAUGGCAGUGUGCCUUCUUUUUGUGUUUUCAGCACUUCUGGAGUAUGCAGCAGUGAAUUUUGUAUCAAGACAACACAAAGAACUUUUGAGAUUUCGACGAAAGAGAAAGAAUAAGACAGAAGCUUUUGCACUGGAGAAGUUUUACCGUUUCUCAGACACGGAAGAUGAGGUGAGGGAGAGCCGGUUCAGCUUCACAGCUUAUGGAAUGGGGCCAUGUCUGCAAGCAAAAGAUGGUGUGCUUCCCAAAGGACCCAACCACGCGGCCCAGGUAAUGCCAAAGAGCCCUGAUGAAAUGAGGAAGGUCUUCAUCGACCGAGCCAAGAAGAUUGACACCAUCUCCCGAGCCUGCUUUCCACUGGCGUUUCUGAUUUUUAACAUUUUCUACUGGGUUAUCUAUAAAAUUCUUAGGCAUGAAGACAUUCAUCAGCAGCAGGAUUAAGUCUCUGAAGGCAUUACAAAAACACUGUAGUCAGGAAGGGAGUUUCCCUGCCAUCAGAGUGGGUGGGUGUGCGUGUGAUAUGCAAGUGAUAGCCAACGCAUCCAAACAGCACAUGGGGAAAGAGUUUAUUUUGACUUUCUAUGUAACAUAAUGAGAAAGAUUGGUUCUUUUAAGGGAUACAAAAUAUACAUUGUGGGGUCCUGUUUCAUAUUUCUGCAAGAUGAUCUGUUUUCUCCACAGUGUCAAUGUAUGUUGUGUAUGUUAUACUAGCACAUACAGUAAAUAUGAUAACUACUUUGGCAUUUCUUGAUUUUUAAUCCAAUCAUAGCAAAUAAUGUGGAAUCAAGAUUUUCACAGUAAAAUUCAUGAAACAAGUGAUGAGGAUAAUAAAAAGUAAUAGUUUGAGGUAUAUAGUAUAUUUAAAAGUGAAAGUAACAAAAUCACUCAGUGGCAAGUUCACUUCAGUUAGAACAUUAGCCAUAGGAAUAUUGUAUAAACAACAUACAGUAACAAAAUAUUAAAUUGGAUGAUCAAAAUAAAAGCCACUGUUUAGGAUAUUAAAUAUGUCUCCGUGGAAAUUUAAAAUAAACAGCCUAAGCAAUCAUGUUAUAUAAAAAUUCUAUGUAUCUUUGCAUCUCUAAGAAUGAAGAUAAAGAUACUGAAGACAGGCUUUGUUUGUAAAUAAGUGUUACAUUCAUUUUUAAUUAGUGCCAAACACUGAAAUUUUUAAGCCAACACGGUUUGUUGUUGUUGUUAAAUUUAAUAGUAGCUUGUCUGGAUGUUUGGUGAUUUCAUGUAAUUAAACAAAAUUCAAUAAGAUUUUUCUAUUUAGAUUAGAAUGAGACUUUAAAUAUUAAUUAUACUAAAGUACUUACAUUUUGAUAUAAACAAACUCAAGGAAAAGUAAAAAUAGAUUCAUGAAAGAAUUUUAAUAAGAACCAUUUUCUCAUGAAAGUUACAUGCGCCGCAAAUACCAUGGGUUUUAAUCCUAAAUGAGUGAAACGUAUCAACUGUAUCCAGGGAGAUUGCUUUAAUCGUUAUGAGUUAAUGAAUUCAAAAUGUAGUCAUUCACAAGUUGUGAGGAAUUUAAAAACAACUUUGCUUGGAAUUUAUCCUUGGCCCAUGGCAUGAUCUCAGCUGCUGUGCCCUACUCUUUCAGUCACACAGCAGUUACUAGGAGAAAGUGUGUAACAGAAUUCUCGGCAAAAUUAAUCCAAGUUCUGAUGACUCAUUUUCUUAAUUAUGAUUGCCAUUCAUAUCAUAUUUGAAAAACUUUCAGAGUGAUUUUAGAUAUUUUAAUUAUUGAUUAGUCUAUAAAAUUAUAUAAAGUGAAACCGUCAAAAAUUUUAAAAGAUCUCGGAUGUGUUGUAGAAAAAUCAACUGUUUUUUAACCAAAUGGUACUAUUUUCUGACGUUCAACCACUCAGAAAACUCAAAGCAGAAACUGCCAUCUAAAGCUGAAAACUUGUCAAUGUCUCUGUAGUUUGAUGAACCCAACCAUAGAUUUUAAAAUUAACUUUUUAAAAAAUGAUUCAUGCUAAGCAGUGUUUGCUAAUAAAAGGCAAAAUAUCACUUUUGUAAGUAAUUUACACACGGUAAGAACAUUAUGUUUGUGAUUAUAUGCAGCCAACAAGUAAAAUAAUUUAUUGUGUACUUCCUUUGCUUAAAAAAAUACACACCUAAAAGUUAAACCUACAUGUCAUCCUUUGCCAUCUAUGACCCAAAACCAUGUAUUAAAUAUUAGAACAAGAUAUGUUGUUUAUGCUGAGAGUUAGCCAGAGGGUUUGAAGUAAUGAUGAACUACACGCCUUCAGUGUUGGCAAAAUGCUUGCAUUCAUUUUUCUGUGCUUUAUAUAUCUUAUUUAAAAAGUUUUCUGACAUUACUUAAAUUGAGUAAAUCCUGCCAGAAGCAAACAGAAAAAAAAAAAAAUAAUGAUCACAAACACACAUAUGCCCCAAAGAAAACCACAGGUGUGACUAGCCAUCAUAUUUGAGGUCAUUAAAUGUCUGGGGUUUCUUUUUAUCUCUGAAGUUGGAAGGUAAUAUAUGAACCAUGAGAAAAUUUGUCAAAAAUGACAUUAAUUCUAUACAAAUAUUGCUAUCUCAAAAGUACAUUUUCUUUAUCUUUCCUUAUAAAUAAUUCUUUCAUUACACUUACCCUGUCUUCCAACACAAACACUGUAAAUAGCCUUCUCUUAUGAGGUAAUCCUUACAAGGCAAACAGGGAUGAAUUGAAGGGGCUUAAAGGAAUGUAUACCCUGUAAUGAACCAAUGAGAUAUUAGAGAACCUUUACAACUGGAAUAAUAACAACAUCCUGAAGUAUUUGCCUCAAAAGGCCUCUGUCAAAUGAGAUUUUUUUUUCCCCUUAGUACUAAGGAUUGGAGGCAGAGUCUGUCAAAUGUUGAGGGAAAAAUUACUAAGCCCCAACCAGAGUCCAAAGCCAGAAUCUUUUAAAUGAAAAUCAGAAAAAUAUCAAUGGUAAGAAAUAAUUUAGAUACCAUAUACACUGCCAUUCACUUGAGAUGGAACUCCAGUACAAACUCUCUAAAAAACUCUGAAUUAGCCAUAUUAGAAGCUAUGAGGAGGUUGUACAUGAUGUUUAUUUUAUUUAAUAUUAAAAUUUAUGCAUUUUAACUUGAAAUAUUUGGUUCCACAGUACACACGUUUUUAGGUAAUCUGUUUUCUUUUUAGUGUAGAUAUACACAACUUUUACUUUUCUUUUUUUUUUUUUCUUCCGGGGUCUAGCCUUGGCUCAGGGUCAGGUCCUGAGAAGGUGUGUUGGUGCAAGGAAAAAUUCUGACCUCCAGGUAAAUUGCCCUCAAGUGACUCCGAAAAGCUCGAGCCAUCUUUAAUUAUACUUUGACAGAGUGUUUUUCUGCCAGGCUUACAUGAACAGCUUUAUAAUUGCCUCCUAUUUUUGACUUUUAAGAAAUACACCGUGUUUUACGAAAUACAUCCUAAUCAUUAUAAAACCUGUCAUUGUUCCCCUUUAUGCUUCCCCAAAUACACUUCCCCAAACCCUACAUAACCUUUUUCUAGACAUAGAGUGCAGCAUUUUUGCAGGCUUAACUAAAUAUCGAGCCAGACACAUGCUGCUCUCACAGCACUUUGGUCAGCUGGCAACUACUUGCGGUUACAAAGCUAAAAAGUGAUGGACAUGGGUACAAUGCUUUAAAGACAGCAAUACUCAAACCCAAACAAUUCUUUUAUGUCUGAAAGAUAUGCUUUUAUACAGCUUCCUUAUCUACAGGAGGGUCCCCUAUCUCAAUCUCUCUACAAAAGGCAGACUUUGAGAAGGCACUCUUUUCCCAUCCCACCAUGCUUACUUCUUCCACCAAUAUAAACUCCUAUGUAUGGUAAAGAAGGAUCCAUUCAUCCUCCAUUUUGCAGUGUAUUUUUUCCUCUUGGAGCAUACCAGAUCCUACCAAUGAUUCUAUGCUUGGUGUUCAGGGAAAUUACUCUCAACAGUUGACACUAUGAAUAUUCCUGAGGCAUUUUUCCUACUUUGUGUAUGCAUGUCUUACUCUCCUUUCCAGAACUGUAAGACAUGGUUAAUAUUCCAGGUGUUGUUUUUUCAUAUGUACCUAUUACUUCCUGCCACUACAGUUCUAUGAGUCUUCUUCUCCACAAGGUGGUCAGUCCUAUCUACCUUUUCCUUAGAAGAAUUAUUAAAAGCAAGAUCCAUUAAUUUUAACUGCCUCUAUUGAGUCAAAGGAGUUCCCAGGAUUAGGAGUUGUAAUUAGUAAUUCCAGAUUAAAAAAAAAAUUUUAAAAUCAGCCUCUUGUUGAUACUAAGAAAAAAAUUCUAAAAAAAAAAAAAAAAAAAAACAACUAAAACAAACAAACAAACAAACAAAAAACCCAGAAUGUCCAGUGGAAAUGACAGCUACUGUGUGCAUGAUUAACAAAGUAAAACUAAAAAAUCACCAAUGGAAUCAACAACAUGGUAAGAGAAAAAAGAGCCUACAAGCUGCGCAAAUUCAGCAAAGACCUGUGUGAUCCACAGGUUCCUACCAAGUGAGACAUGAUCUCCACAGGUCUUGCCUCAUGGAGAUCCACUGGACAGGCAUGCAUAUGCCGAUCAAGACUAGGCUGCAUGGCUUCUGACACUUUCCCAAUCACUACAAGAUCUAGAUCUUUCUUUAUGACUCAUGGUAGCUAUCAGAACCACUGCAGAAAUGGGAAAGAGAUGUUUAACACCAUUUCAAUUCUCUCCAGAAGUUUUUCCAUAACACAUACCGAAAAAGCUUAUCCAGCUCUCAGCUCUGCUACACACACAGAGUAUCAUGAAUGGCUUAAAUAUUUACCUUAUUCCAUAAUAAAUUCUUAUUGUGUGGAUAUAGUCUAAUAAACUUAAUUUUAAACUUUGAAUUAUAAAUGCAUGAGAAUCCAUACAUACCUAUUACAUGAUCACAUGCAUUGAUUUUAUGAAUGUCCAGUAUCUAUAUAAGAUAUUGGAAGUUAUAAUGAAAAUUAUAAAAAGUAAACAAUAUUCUUGACAGAAGGUGGUGAGUUCUUAGCUUCUCUAAUAAUUUUAUAACUAAACAGAUUAUUUGGAUAUAAUUAGGAGUAUCUUUCAUGUAGUUUUAAAACUACAUUCAUCUCAUUUUAUGAAAACAUCGUCUUCUAUUCUCAUUGUGAUAUACCUUAACCUGCUAGUUAAUUGGAAGAAUAGAAUAUAGCCACUAAAUUUCCUUUUAUUUAUAAAAUGUACACUCCAUGAAAUUGACCUAUGAGAAUAUGAGAGGUAAGAAAAGUAAAACAAGAAAUAUGUUUAAUAUCAAAAUUUUGACAAUGGAAGCACUCCAAUGCAAUCCACUCCAAAAUAGAUUUCACACAUUUUACAGCAUAGACAACAUCAUAAACUCUUUAAAAUUAGUAGUAUAUGCUCUGUCUUUCUCAGACAAAUUGGUCAGUAUUCAUUGAUACUAAAAAGACAAAGACAAUAAGACAGUAGACAUUUUGAUUAGCAUAUUAGGAACACAUUAGUAUGAUUUCUAACCAUGUGGCAAUUUAAUUUUACAAUCAACCCAAGGCAAUUAUAAUCAGUGAAUAUACAACCUAUAAACAUAAGAAGUAUUUUACCACAGUGAGGAGAUUGUUAUAGUAGUGAUUGAAAGAACUUUUAUCUCAUCUUUGAAACUGCAAGGCUCUUUUAAUUAAUACCUACCAAUCGAGCACAGUUAUAACACAUAUUCCUGACCUGUUAAUUUGUAUUCAUUUUUAACAAGAUGAUUCUGAUUGUAUUGCCUAUUGACUUUAAGGCUGAGCAAUGAGCUGUUUUAGAGGUAUCAAUCCUUUUUGUUCUAUGGCUUCAAGGAGACUGUAAACUUGCAGUAAAUUGCUAGCUUUUGUGCAUUUGGGGAAAGAAUUUAGUUAUCAAAACUGCACAAUAUUUUAAAUGUCAAAUUUAAAGUCCUAUAAAACUGGACCCAAGAUUGUCUAGCCUGCACCAAUAAAUCCAUACAAGUUCCCAAGUGCAGUGUUUUUCAAAUAAUUUUAACAAGACCAUCUUAGCUGAAUGUAUGUGAAUAAUGAAUGGGUAGUGGAAAGUAUUGACACAAAAAUUAGAAUUCUAUAAAAGACUUACAUAUUGAAUAUAACAACUGAGUCAUAUUCUCAUCGAUGCCUUCAGAAUUCAUUACUGCAUUUUCUUUGGGGUCUUACAAUUCUAUCCAUAACACUACAUAACUUCCCACAGGAAUGUGCCUCAAUAGAAGAGUGCUUGCCUGGCACAUAUAAGACCCAGGGUUCAAUCCAACACUACUGAUCAUAAUAAUACACCAUUUAGACUGUCUCCUAGCUCUCAUAUAGAGAGAGAGGGCAGCAGCCUGUUUCAUUGUAGCAUAAUCUGUGAAAGCAAAGAUUAGCUGUAAUCCCAAAAUGAUGUUUCCUUCCUUAGAGGGAAAUUCCACUUCAUUGCAAUUAGAGUUCACUGUACAGUUCCUAAUAACCACUGCCACUGUUUUUGACCAUUCAAUAUCCUAAUUACUAUUAAUUUAUUUAAGAAAUUCACUGCAGCACUUUGUCAAAUAGUAGGAUGUAUUCAGUCUUGCAAAAUAGUGAAUUAUUAAAUUGUUUAUUUAGUAAAAAAAAUUGGCAAAAGUUCUAUGUAAAUUAUUUGCAGUAACUUUUAGUUUCUACCUCUAACUUAGCAAUUAUUUUAAAUUAAUAAUGUACGAAAUAUAUUUCAGAUAUAAAGAUAUGUAAAAUCCUGGAAAGAAAUACAAAUUUUUUAAAAAACUAUGAAAUAAACAUAAUGAUUCUUAUUUAGAAUAAAAGCGUAAUUAAAAUAUAAUGACCAAUUAUGUUUUUAUUUUAAACAAAGAUAUCUUCAGAGAAUACUGGUUCCACACACAGUGUCUGUCCAAGCUUGUUAAUGUACUGGAGGGGUAAGGGACUCUGAAUUAAAUGCCAAAAAAGUGGAUUCAGAUGCAAAACUGUACUUGAACUUGUUUGAAUAAUUUUGCAUUUCUCUACUGUUUCAUCUUUAUGAAUUAUGCAAAGGCUUUUCCUUAAGCUUAUAUUUAAAUGUAUGAUGAGUGAUGAUACUUUGAAAAAGAGUGGUGAAGCUUCUUGACAUUUUAGGGUCAUUAUGGAAUGUACUGUGGGAAACAAAAUAAAAAGAAGUCAUGUCAUAUAUUUUUUGAUGAAAUCUCUUUACAUGAUGUGUAGUGACUUCAUAAUAUUAGUGAGAAAAAUAUUCUAAAAGACUAUUCCACAGAAAAGUAUUGCUAUUUUGUUAUGCUAAUUAUUUUUCUGUACAUCUAAAGUGUAUCUUCCUGAGUGGGAUAUUUGAGUCUGUUGUUCUGUGUAGAUUGAUGUCACAUUUUUCAAGACAUUGAGCUUUAAAUAUAUUAAAAUGUGAUGCACGGUUUUAUCAAGUUGCUUUUUGUUAUAUUACAUUUAGUUUCAUUUUGCAGCUAACAAACUCUCUAAUCAAUCAUUAACCUAUGAACAAUAUAUGGUCUUUCUCAUGUAACUGCAGAUAAUUUAAUAAAAAUUAUAAUAAAAAUUAAUGUUUUUUCAA
This is a messenger RNA of Peromyscus californicus insignis, 9383 nucleotides long. It is a transcript of the gene Glra3, whose product is annotated as glycine receptor alpha 3. The transcript is spliced from 10 exons. Gene Ontology annotation, cellular component: neuron projection; postsynaptic membrane; plasma membrane. NCBI's taxonomy places the organism in Eukaryota, Metazoa, Chordata, Mammalia, Rodentia, Cricetidae. Gene Ontology annotation, biological process: chemical synaptic transmission; nervous system process; signal transduction. Bases 959 to 2353 code for a protein of 464 amino acids. Gene Ontology annotation, molecular function: glycine binding; transmitter-gated monoatomic ion channel activity; transmembrane signaling receptor activity. The record is from RefSeq and is a predicted model, not a curated record.